Messenger RNA from Vicia villosa (hairy vetch), 984 nucleotides. RefSeq lists its product as uncharacterized. The transcript has 2 exons. Lineage: Eukaryota; Viridiplantae; Streptophyta; Magnoliopsida; Fabales; Fabaceae. The record is from RefSeq and is a predicted model, not a curated record. Gene Ontology annotation, molecular function: nucleic acid binding; zinc ion binding. The coding region runs from base 1 to 984 and encodes 327 amino acids.
AUGACUAAAAGAACCUCUGAGAGGGAGGUUGAGCAGCCUAUGAAAGCUUCCUCUGUCAAGAAGGACCAAAAGCAGAAAAGACAUGGUAGGUCUCAGAAGUCAGAAGUCUGCUAUUAUAAUAAGGAGAAAUAUCAGAAGGGAAAGGAGAAGUAUGACAACAUAAUGGUUCAGUGUUACUAUUGUAAUAAGUUUGGCCAUUUUUCCAAAGAUUGUUGGUCAAACAAGGAAGAAGGAAAAAUAGCCAAAGGAGAUUUUGACGAUGAAUCUGUGCUAUUAAUAGCUUAUGAAUCUGAUGAGGAACCUUCAACAUCACAAGAUGACUUUAAAUAUGAUUCAGAAUCAGAAGAUGACUCUGAAACCGAAGACAAGUCAAAAUCCGAAGGUGAUUAUGAGUGUGAAGGAAAAUCAAAAGAUGAGUUAGAAUCUGAAGAAGAAUAUGCUUCUAAAGAUAAAUCAAAACCUGAAGGUUCUGAAGAUCAAUCAGAACCUGAAAGUUCUAAAGACAAGUCAGAGUCUGAAGGUGCCUCUAAGGAAGAAGAAGAUUCUGAAGGCGAGUCAGAUUAUGAUGGUGAAUCUAUUUCUAAUCCAGAUUUUGACGAUGACUCAGAAUCUGGUUGUGAUGAUGUUUCUGGAAGGGAAAAAUCUGAAGACGUAGGUUCUGGAGGACAAGCUUUUGAAGAUGAUCAUGUUUCUAGUGUUAAUCGAGACUCUGAAGGUGGAACUUCUGAAGGCAGAGCUUCUGAAGGUAGUCCAGCCUCUGACGGUGGUCGUGAUUCUGAAGGAAAAGCUUCUGAAGGCGAUCCAAAUUUUGAAUGCGGUACUUCUGAAGGUAGUGGUUUUGGACGAGGUCCAGAAGUUAACAAAGGUGUAGCUUCUUGUGGUAGUCGUACUUCUAAAGAAUGUCUAGAAGGAGACACGAUUCAAGAAUCAGAAGAAGAUUCUGAACAAUUAUGCAUUGAAGAGGCUCUCAAGAAGAAAGUAUGA